Molecule: messenger RNA, 960 nt
Organism: Penicillium atrosanguineum
Lineage: Eukaryota; Fungi; Ascomycota; Eurotiomycetes; Eurotiales; Aspergillaceae
Exons: 1
Coding region: 1-960 (319 amino acids)
Cellular component (GO): nucleus
Source: RefSeq, a predicted model, not a curated record
AUGGAUCAAAUUCCGGUGCACUAUCGUUCUUUGAUGGCCCACUCCAUACCAGAAGACACUCACACCUUUGAUGCGUCAGCUACCUACCCUUCUCCAGUCUCCGCAACGACCUCUCAAGGGCUAAAUUUCUCGCCGAUUGGGCUAGGCAUCUCUGGCUGUGACCUGGAGCCCGGCUUCGACAACUUAAGGGCAUUUCCCCAUGCAGUACCGUUUGCAGCUUCUCAUGCACCUUCAAACCAGAUGAUUACCACCGAAAACUACUACGAAGCUCCUAUGAAAGUCGACCAUUUUUCCAGCGGACCUUGUUUCUCAAAUUAUAAUGGCGUACCACCCGCGUCCAACACCCCGCUUAGUCUCUAUGACUCACAGACCAUAGGUCUAUCCCCAAACUAUAACUCGGCCUUGGAACUUGAUGGACCGGUCAGCUACGCAGGGCAGAUUCCUGCCUACUGGACCCCGACGCCGUGCUCGGGACCGUCAACUCCACUAGAAGCCGCCUCCGCGACCGGUCAUUGGAAUCAACCUUACUUCCCAGAGCCAUGCAUCACCGUUAAUCCGCCGACGAUACCGGUCGACAGAGGAUCAUACCACCCUACAACAGUCACAGAUGGAAGCAGAACCCUCGCUAGCCAUUACAACCCGGCACAGACUUCCUCUUCUCCUCGCAGCGCGACCUCAACGGAAAGCUUCUCCCCGAAUCCUCCGCAGAACGUCAACAAAAACCGCAAUCUCAAUAAUCACAUGGACAAGGACAUGGAGGACGGACGCAAAUGUCCCGUGUGUGGGUACGUCUUCACCAGACGUUCCAACUGUACCGAGCACCAGAAACGGCAUGACCCUUCCUUCAAAAAAACCUUCAACUGUUCCGGAUGCAAGAAGACGUUUGGGAGAAAUGCGGAUCUUCGGAGACACAUUGACAAUGCGAGUCAAAUAAAAGGACCGAAGAAAGGCACUGGCUGA